Messenger RNA from Tupaia belangeri chinensis (Chinese tree shrew), 1308 nucleotides. It is a transcript of the gene GALK1, whose product is annotated as galactokinase 1. Gene Ontology annotation, biological process: galactose metabolic process; carbohydrate phosphorylation. The transcript has 8 exons. Gene Ontology annotation, molecular function: galactokinase activity; ATP binding. Gene Ontology annotation, cellular component: cytosol; cytoplasm. The record is from RefSeq and is a predicted model, not a curated record. Bases 18 to 1196 code for a protein of 392 amino acids. NCBI's taxonomy places the organism in Eukaryota, Metazoa, Chordata, Mammalia, Scandentia, Tupaiidae.
GCAGGCGAGCGAGCGCCAUGGCCGCUUCGAUACAGCCCCAGGUCGGGGAGCUGCUGGCCGAGGCCCGGCGGGCCUUCCGGGAGGAGUUCGGCGCCGAGCCCGAGCUGGCCGUGUCGGCGCCGGGCCGCGUCAACCUCAUCGGGGAGCACACGGAUUACAACCAGGGCCUGGUGCUGCCCAUGGCUUUGGAGCUCCUGACCAUUCUGGUGGGCAGCCCCCGAGAGGACGGCCUGGUCUCUCUUCUCACCACCUCUGCGGACGCUGACGAGCCCCAGCGACUACAGUUUCCACUGCCCACAGCCCAGCGGUCACUGGAGCCUGGGACCCCCCGAUGGGCCAACUAUGUGAAGGGGGUGAUUCAGCACUACCCAGCGGCCCCCCUCCCUGGCUUCAGUGCAGUGGUGGUCAGCUCAGUGCCCCUGGGGGGUGGGCUAUCCAGCUCAGCGUCCCUGGAAGUGGCCACCUACACAUUCCUCCAGCAGCUCUGCCCAGAUGCGGGGGCUGUAGUGGCCCGGGCCCGGGUGUGCCAGCAGGCCGAGCACAGCUUUGCAGGGGUGCCCUGUGGCAUCAUGGACCAGCUUGUUGCACUGCUGGGGCAGAAGGGCCACGCACUGCUCAUCGACUGCAGGUCCCUGGAGACAAGCCUGGUGCCACUGUCAGACCCCAAGGUGGCUGUGCUCAUCACCAACUCCAAUAUCCGCCACUCCCUGGGCUCCAGCGAGUACCCGCUGCGGCGGCGCCAGUGUGAAGAAGUGGCCCGGGCACUGGGCAAGGAGAGCCUUCGGGAGGUGCAGCUGGAGGAGCUCGAGGCUGGCAGAGAACUAGUGAGCAAAGAGGGCUUCCGGAGGGCGCGGCACGUCGUGGGUGAGAUCCAGCGCACGGCCCAGGCAGCGGCCGCCCUGAGCCGUGGGGACUACAGAGCCUUUGGCCGCCUCAUGGUGGAGAGUCACCACUCACUCAGGGACGACUACGAGGUGAGCUGCCCCGAACUGGACCAACUGGUAGAGGCCGCACUCUCUGUGCCCGGGGUUUAUGGCAGUCGCAUGACGGGUGGUGGCUUUGGUGGCUGCACAGUGACACUGCUGGAGGCCUCAGCUGCAUCCCGUGCCAUGCAGCACAUACGGGGACACUACAGUGGGACCGCCACCUUCUACCUGUCGCAGCCGGCCGACGGAGCCAAGGUGCUGCACUUAUGAGGUGCCCUGGGACAGCAUGUGGUGGGCGUGGGGCCUGUAGGCCACAUACCGCUCUGCCCUCGGCACCUGCCUUCUGCAUCUGGGUGCUCAAUAAACUGGUGCCUCGACCGUG